This is a messenger RNA of Prorocentrum cordatum, 632 nucleotides long. NCBI's taxonomy places the organism in Eukaryota, Dinophyceae, Prorocentrales, Prorocentraceae. The record is from the annotation of a GenBank genome assembly.
GGGCAGGUUCGCCAGGGAGGAGCGGGGUCCCGAGGCAAACGGGUCCUGGAACCCUGUCGUUUUCCCGAGUUCGUGCUUGGCGUUCCUGAGGGCCGUGGAGGGCCCCGUGGAAGGCCGAAGCAGGGGAAAAUCGAGGACCCGCUUCCUCCAGGGCCGUUUCGGCCAUGCUGGCAGGUGUCUCCGGCCCUGCACGGUGCCGCCACGCCAGUCCAGCAGGCGUUCUGCUAUGCCGUGCCGCUCCCGCAGGGGUUGGCGAGCCCUGCGGGCGCGCCGUGGCGCGCGAUGGGGCCCAUCCUGCACGCUGUGCCCAUCGGCGGUGCACACAUGGUCGGCAGCGGCGCCUCCUCGGCCAUGUCCCCUCUGUCGGACGUCUCCCUGCAGGAGCGGCUGCUGCCGAGGAGGCUGUGUAGCAGCGACCCCGACUCAUCGCACGCGUCGUUGGUCUCCGACACUGUGCACCCAGAGAGCAGGAGCGACGCGGACUUGGUGACCGGUGCAGUGGCGGGGGCGGCCAUCGCGGCUCCGUCGCGGGGCGGCCCCGACGAGUGCUGGGUGUGCAUCCCCUCGGGCAUCGUCGAGAGGAACAAGGCGCAGUUCGAGGGGCGGGCCGGCGGCGACACCGCCGUCGAGGC